GACGAUUUGAAGUUCACAGUCGUCGCCUGACUUUGUGGACCACCAAGCCCUCUCACGUUUACCAUUUCUUUCACCCUUCCCUUAUAUAAGCAAGAAAAACCACCUCCCUCAUCCCAACCCACAGCUUCUCUGCAACACCAGUAUAAGCAGAAUAAGAAUUUAAUAAGAAGAGGAAGAAGAAGAAACAGGGGAAAAAGAAGAAUAAGCAAAGGGGGAAAGAAAAGGUGCCAUUUUUAAAGAAUUCAUUGAGUUUGAUCAAACGAUCGCCAAUUCUGUUUAGUUCAAUCAUGAGUAUUCCCAUCUCGGAUGAGCUGCUCGGGACCUUUGUGCCCGUUGCUGUUUAUUGGAUAUAUUCUGGCAUCUAUGUGAUGCUCGGUGACUUGAACCAGUACAGGCUUCACACCAAGGCUGAAGAAGACAAGAAGAACGUUGUUUCUAAGACAACCGUUGUGAAGGGAGUCCUCGUCCAGCAAGCUUUUCAAAUCGCCGUCUCCCUCCUCCUCUUCACGGUCAUGGGCGGCGAGAGCGGCGCUGUAUCGCCUCAGCCUUCUAUUCCGGUGAUCAUCCUCCAGUUCAUCGUGGCCAUGGUGGUUAUGGACACAUGGCAAUACUUCAUGCACCGAUUCAUGCACGUCAACAAGUUCUUGUACAAACACAUCCACUCCAAGCACCACACCCUCGUCGUCCCCUACGCCUUUGGAGCUCUCUACAAUCACCCCCUCGAAGGGCUCAUCCUUGACACCAUUGGAGGAGCCCUCUCCUUCCUCGUUUCAGGUAUGAACCCUCGCACCGCCAUCUUCUUCUUCUCCUUCGCCACCAUCAAGACUGUUGACGACCACUGCGGCCUGUGGCUUCCCGGAAAUCUGUUGCAUGUUUUCUUCAACAACAACAGUGCGUAUCAUGACAUCCACCAUCAGCUCUAUGGCACCAAAUACAACUUCUCUCAGCCAUUCUUCAUCACUUGGGAUAAGAUCCUUGGAACUCACAUGCCCUACUCGCUUGAGAAGAGGAAGGAGGGAGGAUUCGAGGCCCGUCCCAUUAAGAAGAUUAAUUGAUUCUUUUGCAAUUUACUGUUCCAUACUUUACAUGUCCGUUUGUUUGCUCAGACAAAUGUUGAAACUUGUAAAGAAACAGAUACUUGUUUGUAAACUAGCUAGAAAUUUUAAUUUUUUCAUGCACACAAAUUUAUUCGGUAUUUCUUGUCCCGCAUGCGUUAUUGGAAGAAAGAUCAAAUUUUGAAGUUAUAAUGCCAUUUGGAGCUCCCAAGUGAUUAAGCAGAGCAAAGUUAUCAAUGCAUCACCUUGGACUAAUUCCCCAAACUUUAUAAUUAGAGGAAAAUAUUUCUUCAAAUGACAACAUCAAUGAAAUAUAAGUGGGUUGAAUUCAUUUUUACAAUAAAUUUAUGCAUCAAGCUAUACAGACAGAAGGUUAUGGUAUCAGACUAGGGAAGUUUCAGGAUUUCUGAUGGCUAGUGUUGAAUCCUGG
Molecule: messenger RNA, 1485 nt
Organism: Phalaenopsis equestris
Lineage: Eukaryota; Viridiplantae; Streptophyta; Magnoliopsida; Asparagales; Orchidaceae
Product: sphinganine C4-monooxygenase 2-like
Exons: 2
Coding region: 288-1055 (255 amino acids)
Biological process (GO): lipid biosynthetic process
Molecular function (GO): oxidoreductase activity; iron ion binding
Source: RefSeq, a predicted model, not a curated record